AUUCGCAAAACAUAUUGUUUUAGAUGUGGUAUAGCAUGCCACACUGCAGGACACUGCUGUCGCUGCUUCAACCCCAUUCAACUUAAUUAACCGUACAUUUCUCAAAAAAUGAAUGCAGUCAACGUUACUCCAUCUGUGUCCUGAAUGGGAAUGAAGUCUUUUCAUUUGUCAGGUCUUUUCCCGUGAUUCCAGCAGAAGCCGCCGCUGACACUCCGGAAGUGAAGCGUUUAUUGACAAUAUGGCGACCGGGCCAGCUGAGAAGGGAUUGGACGUUUUUCGGUUUUGUCAGUAACCGCAGAUGUCGAUUAUCACAGCGAAAGCUGCGUGUGAAGGAGUCUUAUGAAUGAAGGGAGUCAGGAGUUCACGGGAUGUUGUCUCUGAGCUGAGCAAGCGUUCACAGCUUCAGAUUCAUCAUGUCGUUUUUCAGGCGGAAAGCUAAAGGAAAGGAGCCUGAGAGACCAGUAGAUGCCAAAGCCAGCAAAGCCCCAGUGUCCCCCCACUCCCCCUCCCUCAGCAGCCGUAAUCAUCAUGCUAUCCUGGAAGCGGCAGGGCCCAGCCAUGUGGCCAUCAAUGCUAUCUCAGCCAACAUGGACUCCUUUGCCCGAGGCCGCACUGCCAUCCUCAAAAAACAGCCCAGCCACAUGGAGGCAGCACACUUUGGAGACCUAGGUCGCUCCAGUGUCAACUACCAGGCUCAAGAGACUCGCUCUCGGCUUUCUAAAACAGUAGACCAGAUCUUGCGGGACAAUGUGGCCAUGCCCUAUUUCAUACAGUUCAUGGAGACCCGCUCGGCUGAGCACCUGGUGCGCUUCUGGCUUGAGGCUGAGAGCUUUCGUUCUACCAGCUGGUCUCGGGUCAGAGCGCACAGCCUCAACUCGGUCAAGCACAGCACCUUGGCUGAGCCCACCUCUGCUCUGGGAUCACCCGAUUCCCCGGACUCCCCCUACGACCACAGCAGGCCCUCAACUCUGGACGAGGGAGACGGCGAGAACCGUUUUUCAUCCCAGAACUCUUCCAGACCUCACACCCCCAGCCCUCAGGACUCUAACUCCUUUACCAGGGCUCUGAUUAGCCACCGGAAAUCUGUUAGCUCCGAUGGGGCGGCUAGGCCUGGUACGCCCCAGCUACAGCCCACUCUAAGAUCAGAAACUCCCACCAGACAGCCCUCCUCCAGGACAGGCACUCCAGUUAAAGGCCAGUCUACUGGUGGCCUCCGUGAGCUCUCUGAUAAGCUUAUGAAAAGUAUAGAAAGGGAUGCAGUUAACAUUUUCACUAAGUACAUAUCUCCAGAUGCUACUAGACCUAUUCCCAUCACUGAACAGAUACGCAACGACAUUGUUGCGAAAAUCUGUGGGGAGGACGGACAGGUGAACCCAAACUGCUUUGUCAUUGCACAAUCUGUUGUGAUCUCCAUCAUUGAACAACAGCACUUUAGUGAGUUCUUGCGCAGUCAUUAUUUCUGUAAGUACCAGAUCGAGGUGCUGACCAGUGGCUCUGUGUUCCUGGCGGACAUCCUGUUCUGCGAGUCGGCUCUCUUCUACUUCUCUGAGUAUAUGGAGAAGGAGGACGCAAUGAAUGUGCUGCAGUUCUGGCUGGCUGCAGAAAACUUUCAAGAUCAGUUGGCUGCCAAGAAAGGCCAGUACGACGGACAGGAGGCCCAGAAUGAUGCCAUGAUCCUCUAUGACAAGUAUUUUUCACUCCAAGCUACAAAUCCAUUGGGUUUCGGUGACACUGUACGAAUGGAGAUUGAAUCCAAUAUCUGUCGAGAAGGUGGACCUCUCCCAGACUGCUUCAACACUCCACUAAGACAGGCCUGGACCACCAUGGAAAAGGUCUACAUGCCAGGCUUUCUGUCCAGCAACCUUUACUACAAGUAUUUGAGUGACCUUAUCAAUUCCGUUCGGGUGGAUGAGUUCAUCGGAGGAAAUGCCAACACUUUGAGCCAGGGUUGGACCUCAGAAUGCGACCGCAACUUGAGUGCUUCAGAAGGGUCACAAGGCCAGCAAGGUACUAAAAAGGUGGCAGUCAAGAUCCUGAAGAACUUUGACGAGGCAAUAACGGUGGACAUCGCAAGUCUUGAUCCUGAAUCACUGUACCAGAGACCAUACGCUGGGAUGACUUUUGGGAAGGUGAAUGAGCUGGGCCAGUUCAUCAGAGAGGCUGAGCCUGAACCAGAUGUGAAGAAGUCCAAAGGUUCCAUGUUUUCUCAAGCAAUGAAGAAAUGGGUGCAAGGAAACUCAGAUGAGGCUCAAGAGGAGAUGGCAUGGAAGAUUGCAAAGAUGAUCGUCAAUGAUGUCAUGAUACAGGGACAACAUGGAAGCCCUGAAGUGAAGUCAACAAAACUAUGACCCUCUCCUUCAGUAUGGAACCUACUCCAACCCUCCCUGCCGAGGCCCUUAACAUAACGUCUGCAGACUGCAAACAACCUGAAGAUUAACUCUGAAGAUCAAGACUCAUUAAAAAAUCAGUGAGGACAGAAAAGGCAUUCCAUGACAUCCUGCAUGUGUGUGUGUGUAAGAGCGUGAUUGUUUGAGUAUGCACUAAUAGCCAAAACCCCAUAAUUUCUAGCGCUCUGAAUGAUUUCAUUUAUUAUUUGAAGAGGCGUGAAAUGAGUGAACAACAGACGUAAACACACAAGCGAGAGCUGUCGCACAGUGGUGAAUGAACUUUCAGAACAAAGCUGAAUGAGUACUGACACAAAAUGUACCUGCGUCGCCAUUGUGUUCUGCUGUUACCACGCCGACCAACAGGAAGUGUGCAGAAACCUAAAACUGGUCAGAAGUAGUGGCUAAGACCAGGUUUACCCAUUUUAUUCCUCACCUUUGUUCUUAUCUCACACCUCUCUUUUCUCUUUCCAUUCACUCCCUCAUUUGUAAAGAAUGGCUAUGAAGUGAUAAGGUCUUUUUUUAGGCAAGAAAAACAAAAAUGCAGAUUUACCCAAGGUGACUAUAUUUUAUCAGUAAACCUGCACUGUUCUGUCCCUCUUCGAUGGCGCUAAAAUGAACUCUAUCAGCCUGGCAAACACUCCGUUGACCGCCUCUUUGUGCUGUUGAAGAACUCCCUCUAGAACCCUGUCCUGAUCUGAUUCUAGAUCAGUGCAGACUGUAGGAUACUCCAGACAAACUGAACUGCUAGGGCAGUGUUUAUCCCCAUUCUAUAUAAAUGUGGAUUCAUGGUUUACCGCCAUAUAUUAAUGUUAGUUCUUUUUAUGGUGAUUUUUGUUUUUUGGUAUGAUGUCAAAAACUCUGUCGAAGCAUAUCUCAGUGAUGACUGUUCCUUUUCAAACGUGUACCCUUCGGACAUGUAAAUGUUAGUGCUUUGGACUGAUUGAGAUGUGGACGAGAAACAGGCAAAAGACGUUUGGUACUAUGUACCACUAAUAUGUUUUCUGACAUUUAUGUGUACUUAAUCUAUAAUAUAUUUAAAUGUGUUUUGAUUUAAAUACAUAUAUUGUUGAAACGUC
Molecule: messenger RNA, 3463 nt
Organism: Myxocyprinus asiaticus (Chinese sucker)
Lineage: Eukaryota; Metazoa; Chordata; Actinopteri; Cypriniformes; Catostomidae
Product: A-kinase anchor protein 10, mitochondrial-like
Exons: 15
Coding region: 414-2348 (644 amino acids)
Biological process (GO): intracellular protein localization
Cellular component (GO): plasma membrane
Molecular function (GO): protein kinase A binding
Source: RefSeq, a predicted model, not a curated record